CCGAGUCCCGAAUACCACCAGCAGUGACCAGGUCCAGCUGGCAGGAAAUGCAAUAGUAGCCUCCUCAGCGUCGAAGUGAGUCUCUAAAGUCCGAGUCCGAGUCCGAGUCAGAGUCAGAGAGCCACAGCUACGCACACGCUACGCUACGAUUCACAACUCUCUGAUCCUCACUCGUUUCUUUUCAUCUCCACGCUCUUUCAACUUUCUGCGUCCUUCCUUCCUUCCUAGGGUUUCGCCCACCAGCUCAGCUCAGCUCCCAUGGCCGAGGUCAUGAACAUGCCGGUCGAGUCCCUCGACCGCCGCCGUGACCGCAAGGAGAAAUCCGCCGAAAAACCACCCCUCCAGCAAUCCUCGCCGCCGCCACCAGCAGCAGCAGCUCCUCCGAGACGACGCGAGCGAGAGCGAGAGCGCCGAGCCGAUUUCUACGAGCGGAACAGGUCCCCUCCGCCCCCACCGAGGGACUACAAGAGGCGGAGCAGCAUGAGCCCGCCACCUCCACUGCCGUAUAGGGAUCGAAGGCACUCUCCCCCUCGACGCUCGCCGCCGCCUCCCUAUAAGCGGUCGAGGAGGGACGAUGAUGGCCGGAGAGGAAGCCCUAGAGGAGGAGGACCCGGCGAUAGAAGGUUGGGUUAUGAUUAUGCUGGUGGAUAUGAACGUGAGAUGGGAGGUAGGCAUGGGUAUGCUGAUGAAAGGCCUCAUGGCCGGUACAUGGGUCGUUCAUCUGGUGGCUUUCAGAGUGGUCCUUCCAGUGAUUGGGAUUCAGGCCGUGGUGGAUAUAGUGAUGCUUCCAAUAUAGGGACUACUCAAAGAGAGGGUUUGAUGUCAUAUAAGCAAUUCAUUCAGGAGCUAGAGGAUGAUGUACUACCAGCUGAAGCUGAGCGCAGAUAUCAAGAAUACAAGUCUGAGUAUAUUUCAACUCAGAAACGAGCUUUUUUUGAUGCUCAUAAAGACGAGGAAUGGUUGAAGGACAAAUAUCACCCAACAAAUCUAAUUGCUGUCAUAGAAAGGAGGAAUGAACUUGCAAGAAAGGUUGCGAAGGAUUUUUUACUUGAUUUACAAAGUGGAACAUUGGACUUAGGCCCUGGUGUCAAUGCUUCAUCAUCAAAUAAAUCAGGACAGAAUAGUGAUCCAAAUUCUGAGGAUGAAGUAGACGUAGGUGGCAAAAGAAGACGGCAUGGUCGGGGGCCAGCUAAAGAAACUGAUCUUUCAGCAGCUCCUAAGGCUCACCUCAUCAGUUCUGAUCCCAGACGAAUCCAUGUUGACAUUGAACAAGCACAGGCACUUGUACGUAAACUUGAUUCUGAAAAAGGGAUCGAGGAAAAUAUUUUAUGUUGCUCUGAUAAUGACAUAACAAAUAGAGAGAAGUCUCAUGGUGGCUCCACUGGUCCAGUAAUUAUUAUACGGGGCUUAACCUCUGUCAAGGGCCUGGAGGGCGUUGAGCUACUAGAUACACUCAUUACUUAUUUAUGGCGAAUCCAUGGAUUAGAUUAUUAUGGAAUGAUUGAGACAAGUGAAGCUAAGGGUCUCCGGCAUGUGAGAGUGGAGGGGAAGACCUCUGUUACAAAUACUGAUGGGGCUGAGUGGGAAAAUAAACUUGACUCACGUUGGCAGGAGAGGCUGAGGGGUCAAGACCCUUUGGAAGUGAUGACAGCUAAGGAAAAGAUAGACACUGCUGCUGUUGAAUUUUUAGAUCCUUAUGUCCGUAAGAUUAGGGACGAGAAGUAUGGCUGGAAGUAUGGUUGUGGAGCCAAGGGUUGCACAAAGCUGUUUCAUGCUUCUGAGUUUGUGCACAAGCAUCUUAAACUGAAACACCCUGAACUUUUAACGGAGUUGACCUCCAAAGUGCGUGAAGAGCUGUAUUUCCAAAAUUACAUGAAUGAUGCUGAUUCACCUGGUGGAACACCAAUUAUGCAGCAACCUGUACAGAAGGACAAGCCAAUUAGGCGUAGGCUAGGAUCUGAUAAUCGAUUGAAAGAUGAGCGUGGCAGCCGUAGAGAACGUGAUAUUCGAGCUAAUGGUGGUGAAAAAUAUGAUAGGUCUGAAAACCUGCAUCCAAGUGAUUACCUCUCCAACAAAGAUGGUCCAGAUGGAGGAAAUCUUGAUGAACCAAUGUUCAACACUUUUGGUGGACAAGGAAUGCACGGUGCUCCUCCAUUCCCCUCAGAUAUAGCUCCUCCGCCGGUAUUGAUGCCUGUUCCUGGUGCUGGUCCAUUAGGGCCUUUUGUUCCUGCUCCGCCUGAAGUUGCAAUGCGGAUGUUGCGAGAGCAGGGUGGUCCUCCCCCUUUUGAAGGAGGCGGUAGAGUUGGGCGGCCAGGGCCGCAGUUAACUGGGCCAGCCCCAAUUCUUGCUUUUUCUCCAGGUUUUAGACAGGAUCCUCGACGUCUACGCAGUUAUCAAGACCUAGAUGCACCAGAGGAUGAGGUCACUGUGAUAGACUAUAGAAGCUCCACAAGAAGUGUUGACGACCUGAACUUUUGAUGUAUUCUUUCUCCCACUAGCUUUAUUUUGGAAGGAGACGUCUCUUUAAAUUUGGGGUGGGAAUAUUCAAAAGUUAACAAAAUGUAUUGUAAAUUUGACUCAAUAUUAGAUUUGGAAAUGGUUUCCGUUUGUUUCCCUUAAUUUUUCUGAAGUUUGUGGUUUGGAUCCAGUUAUGAAAAUUGAUUUUCUGAAAAUGAACCAUUCUUGUGCAGAUUGUGCACUGGAAAAUCCUUGUACAUGGACUUCCCUAACAUUACAGACUUUUGGAAGGGUUUGGAUGGAAAUUGUAAUUUUAAUAUAGUAGCGUACCAUCAGUUUGUUGAAAUAAAAUGUGAGAAAAUUGCACUUUUUUAAA
Molecule: messenger RNA, 2833 nt
Organism: Quercus robur (English oak)
Lineage: Eukaryota; Viridiplantae; Streptophyta; Magnoliopsida; Fagales; Fagaceae
Product: serrate RNA effector molecule
Exons: 12
Coding region: 259-2478 (739 amino acids)
Biological process (GO): primary miRNA processing; mRNA processing
Cellular component (GO): nuclear body
Source: RefSeq, a predicted model, not a curated record